AUGGCCCUAGUCGGGGAGCUGACGGCCCUCAUGCUCUCUCAUCUCCUGAUGUCUAGCCCAUCCAGGAACAGUUACAUCAGCAGUGGGUACGGUUUUGGGUCAAGGCCAAGGGUCCAUGCCCUUGCUGCAGGGUACAGUAGCCAGGGCACUCAUCAGGCCUUGUCCACUCACUAUCUCCACAGCAGUCCAGAUGGGCCGGGAGGUCAGUUCUCUGGACUGGCGGCCCUGCAGCGCAGGAAGUCAGAAAUCCGAGCAGAAUGCCCAGGAGGAGGCCGACUGCUCCCCCUCACGGAGCUGCUCACGCAGAAGGCGGCUGUGGGGUGA
Rangifer tarandus platyrhynchus (Svalbard reindeer) is the source of this 324-nucleotide messenger RNA. The record is from the annotation of a GenBank genome assembly. NCBI's taxonomy places the organism in Eukaryota, Metazoa, Chordata, Mammalia, Artiodactyla, Cervidae.